GCUGUACUGCGGGCAUGCGCACUGGGCGUCCCAGCGCCACCGCCCAUCAGCUGAGAAUCUAGCUGGGGGCUCUCGGGCCGGUGGGUGCCUGGGGCCGGCGGAGGAGGAGGAGAAAGCCGAGGAGGUUGGGGUGACUGCUUAGGUGACAUCUGAUGAAAUUAGUGAAUAAGUAAAUCAGCUAUGUCUUACACUCCGGGUGUUGGUGGUGACCCUGCCCUACUGGCCCAGCGUAUCUCUUCCAAUAUCCAGAAGAUCACACAAUGUUCUGUGGAAAUACAGAGGACCCUGAAUCAACUUGGAACGCCUCAAGAUUCACCUGAACUUAGGCAACAACUGCAACAGAAGCAGCAGUAUACUAACCAACUUGCCAAAGAGACAGAUAAGUACAUUAAAGAGUUUGGAUCCCUGCCCACCACCCCCAGCGAACAGCGUCAGAGGAAAAUACAGAAGGAUCGCUUAGUGGCUCAAUUCACGACAUCACUGACAAACUUUCAAAAGGUCCAGAGGGAAGCUGCUGAGAAAGAGAAAGAGUUUGUUGCUCGAGUAAGAGCCAGUUCCAGAGUAUCUGGUGGUUUUCCUGAGGACACCUCAAAGGAAAGGAAUCUUGUAUCCUGGGAAAGCCAAGCUCAACCUCAGGUGCAGGUGCAGGAUGAAGAAAUUACAGAAGAUGACCUCCGCCUUAUUCAUGAGAGAGAAUCUUCUAUUAGGCAACUUGAGGCUGAUAUUAUGGAUAUUAAUGAAAUAUUUAAAGAUUUGGGAAUGAUGAUUCACGAGCAAGGAGAUGUAAUAGAUAGCAUAGAAGCCAACGUGGAAAACGCGGAGGUGCACGUUCAGCAAGCAAACCAGCAGCUGUCAAGAGCAGCAGAAUAUCAGCGCAAAUCCAGAAAAACCCUGUGCAUCAUCAUUUUUAUCAUUGUCAUCGGACUUGUAAUUCUCGGUCUCAUCAUAUGGAGAGUGAAAGGCUGAAUUAUAAAGGAGCACACUGUUGCACUACAUUCUCUAAAUUAUGUACGAAGAUUCCUGUAAUCAUUUUUUUUAUUAUUAUUAUUAUUAUUCUAAAGCUACUGCAUAAAGGAUGGCUCCCAUACUUUGUUAUUUUUAUUUGGCAGGGGGAAGUUUCUUUUAGAUUCAAUCUGAUAUUUUCUAAUACUGAAAGUUUUCUUGGUAUCACUGCUGGCGUAACUUCUGUGCUUUUCAAUCUAGUAACUCUGAGGUUUUGUCCACGAUGUAUAUGCUUUUCAUUUAUAAUUUAUUUGCCCUGUUGACUUAGCUUUUGGAAUCAGUAAAUUUAAAGGUGUGUGUGUGUGUGUGUGUGUGUGUGUGUGUGUGUGUGUGUGUUCGUGUUCUGUGUGCAUCUGUCUCUGUCACAGAGUGACAUGCACCCAGAUUUGUGUGACUUCAAUUAAAAAUGUCAAAUUUGAUUUUGAUAUGGGCCAGCAGAGGAAAUAUUCCCAGUAACGUAGGGAAAAUUAACCCACCUGUUUGUGGUGGUUUGUUUUCUUUCGUUUUCUGGUUCAUAACAGCACAAAUUAUCUAUUUAACUUUUAUUGUUGGUUUUCUCUUAAGACCUUCGUUUACUCUAAAUGAAAUCAGUGAGUAAUUUCCUAGACUAUCUCAUCCUCCUGAUGUGUAUAUAUUAAACAUUUGCUGUAGAUUGCCUAGUAAAAUACUAAGGAUAAUUGUUUUUGCAUAGGACCUGUUUAAGUCUGAUGUUUGCUGGGGUAUGUGUAGUCACUAUAACUGUUAAAUGUAAUUUGGAGGAAGAGUAUGAAAAAUCAGUUCAUACCAUGUUAGAAAUCUGGAGACACAACUUGUUAUUCUGCUGUGUACUUCCACAGCUAUUAGGAUGGAAAAUUAAUUACCUUCCCUGAAAUCCUUCAGAAUUAUGGCUACAUGUAUAUCCUUGGGUCAGAAUUACUUUGGGGGAGCAACUUUCCCAGAAUUAUUGUUUUUGAGCACUAACACUUAAAAUUUAAUGUUUACCUUGCAUACCAUUUUGUACCGUCCUCCAUUAGAAAACAAUUUGGAUGUUUGCCAAUUAACCACUUGCCUUUUUAAAUCAAUGUUGUUUUGAUGCACUAAUCCGAAUACUGUAAAGAAGUUUGUCUUAGUUUAUAGUUUGUAUUUUAUAACAAUGUUCUUAUAUAGCAGUUUGAUAGUGAAGUCAGUGUUUUACAUGGCAAGCUAUGAGACUCCAAAUGGGAACAAAUAAAAUAAUUAAGUAAAAAGCGUGUCUUUGCAACCAGAAUAAAGAUGAUUUUAAAAGUGUCUGGAUAGUU
Messenger RNA from Neofelis nebulosa (Clouded leopard), 2279 nucleotides. It is a transcript of the gene STX7, whose product is annotated as syntaxin 7. Gene Ontology annotation, cellular component: synaptic vesicle; endomembrane system; membrane. Gene Ontology annotation, molecular function: SNARE binding; SNAP receptor activity. Gene Ontology annotation, biological process: vesicle-mediated transport; vesicle fusion; intracellular protein transport. The record is from RefSeq and is a predicted model, not a curated record. Lineage: Eukaryota; Metazoa; Chordata; Mammalia; Carnivora; Felidae. The transcript has 10 exons. The coding region runs from base 181 to 966 and encodes 261 amino acids.